AUGCCUAAAAGGGGGGACAGGGUCAAGGCAAGUCAAGGCAAGGCAAACGAAAUAUAUCACUUAACAGAAUCACAAACCAUGGGUCAAAUCCUAUCAAGUCCAGUUAUAGAUAAGGAGGUAAGGUCGGGAACUGAUGAAUUUACUUCCUAUGCCGUUAGUUCAAUGCAAGGUUGGAGAGUUUCCAUGGAGGAUUCACACAUUGUCAACUUGAACGUUUGCAAUGGCACCGCAAUGGAACAACAUGUAGCAUUCUACGCUGUCUUUGAUGGUCACGGGGGACCAAAAGUGGCUCGAUUUUGUGGGGAAAGACUCGUCUCGAUCUUGAAAUCUCAAGAUGACUUUCAAAAAAGGUUAUUUGAGAAAGCUUUGAGGGAAACGUAUUUUUUGGUAGAUAAGGAAUUAUUGAAGAAUCAGAAUUUUAAUAAUGAUAGAAGUGGUGCUACAGCCACUAGUGUAUUAAUAUCUCAAGAUAAAGGGUUUCUAAUAUGUGCGAAUGCGGGGGAUACAAGAGCUGUGCUUUCCACUGAUGGUACUGCUAAGCCAUUAUCUUUUGAUCAUAAGCCUACUUUACCAGUAGAAAGUGAAAGAAUUAUUGCUGCAGGUGGGUUUGUUGAUAUGGGGCGUGUUAAUGGGAAUUUAGCAUUAUCGCGAGCCAUUGGAGACUUCGAAUAUAAGUCAAAUAAGGAUUUACUACCUCAGGAGCAACAGGUAACUUGCUCACCAGAUCUUAUAAGGCAUGAUAUUAAUUAUCAAAAUGAUGAAUUUGUUAUUGUCGCAUGUGAUGGUAUAUGGGAUUGUCUUUCAUCACAAGAUUGUGUUGAGUUAAUUCAUUAUGGUAUAAAUCAGGGAACUAUGACAUUGACAGAUAUUGCAUCAAGAAUUAUUGAUGUCUGUUGCUCCCCCACCACAGAGGGCUCCGGAAUUGGAUGUGAUAAUAUGAGUAUCAUCAUUGUUGCAUUAUUACAACAAAAUGAAUCCCUUCAUCGUUGGUUUGAGCGUAUUGCCCAUAAGAAACAUUCGACGCCUAUUUCAUUUGAACAAAAGAGAAGAGAAAUAUAUCAGGAUUAUGAGUUUCCCGUAGAUGAUAGACUUGUUUUCGAAACAACAUUUCCAAGAGAGGAAUCAGCAGAUGAUAAGAUCAAGAAAGUUGCGUUAUAUUCCGAAGAAAUUCCUGAAGAACCAUCAAAAAAUGAAGAGGAAUCUAAUGAGCCACCUCUAAAUUUACUUUCAUUGGAUUCACUUUUAAAAAUGGGGAACAAGAUGAAUGAGACACCCAAUACAGAGACCUUAUUUCAUGGUCAUCCCUUAGCGGAAAUGAUACAUUCUUUAAGUGAUGCUAGUGCAGGUGAAACAUGCCCUGAUACUGACUAUUGUGAUGAAGAAAAUGUUACCAAUAAUAAUGAAGAUAAUGAUGCAGACAACGAUGCGUCCAUUUAA
Molecule: messenger RNA, 1437 nt
Organism: Naumovozyma castellii
Lineage: Eukaryota; Fungi; Ascomycota; Saccharomycetes; Saccharomycetales; Saccharomycetaceae
Gene: PTC3
Product: type 2C protein phosphatase PTC3
Exons: 1
Coding region: 1-1437 (478 amino acids)
Source: RefSeq, a predicted model, not a curated record